This is a messenger RNA of Aplosporella prunicola CBS 121167, 3019 nucleotides long. RefSeq lists its product as uncharacterized. The transcript is spliced from 2 exons. The coding region runs from base 394 to 2895 and encodes 833 amino acids. The record is from RefSeq and is a predicted model, not a curated record. Gene Ontology annotation, cellular component: mitochondrial inner membrane. Lineage: Eukaryota; Fungi; Ascomycota; Dothideomycetes; Botryosphaeriales; Aplosporellaceae.
GCUGGUGCAGCUGCGAGGAGAAGCUGCGCGGCGAGACGGACGAAAGUGUUAGAUUGAGGUGGUGACGGGACAAAAAUAAGUUGGGGCGUUGCUUUUUUACCGUGAGGACAUUGUAGUUGCGGGUGGGUGGUGUGUGUUUGUGUGUGUGUUGAGAGAGUUCGUUGGCGUGGAUAAGGUGAUGGGCCGUGUGUCGUCCGGGGAAUCUCAAUUUACGGGUCCACCCACCUGAGGCAACGAGAUCCACCCGCGAUCGCCGCCCGUGAGCUGUUCGACAUCCAAGAUUCCUCGUUGCCCGUGGCCUUUUUUUCCUUUUUCUUUCUUUCUUCUCUCUCUCUCUUUCCCUUUUCCAUCUCUCCAUUUCUUCCCUCACGAUGCUUUGAGCUCUGCCUUGCAAUGCACGGCAUCACAAAGUUCGGCCUGCAGCCGCUGCGCGUCGGCGGCGCUGGCGUCAUAGCAAGGCGACAUAUAGCCUCGUCCGCCACGCGCCACGCAAAAUCAACCCUCGAGGCCGGCGAGAACAAGAGCGGCCACAUCAGCGUCUCGGCGAAGAAUGAAGCUGUUUUGUUCUUCGACAAUGUCUUUCCCCUGAAGCUCCAAUGGCUGCUGCGUCUGCCCUUCCAGGCCGAGAAGCGGAUUCCCGAGCUGAUGAAGCGGCUGAAAAGGCCGACCAUCGCCGCCGCCGAUCCCGUGCACAUCCUGCACAGAUGUCCGAUCGUGAACAAGGCGCAAAUCUCCAUCGAAGAGGUGCUGCCCCGCCUCAAGGAGGGCGGCGCCUUUGUCAAGAUCCGGCACGACCCCGCCAUCGACUCGUCCAGCAUUGAAACCGAAAUCAGAAACCACUUGAAGACCGUCCGCAUCAAGCCCUGGUGGAAUCCCUUCCAGCGCAUGCGCGCGCGCCUCGUCCGCGGCCGCCCGUGGGUCGAGGACUUGUAUCGUCUCCCCAGUUCCCGUCUUAAGGUCGAGUUCCUCCCUGCUGCGCCGGGCACCGAGCCCGCUGAGUUGUCGCCCGAGCAGCUGUAUAGCUUCUUCCGGCCCUAUGGCAAGCUCAAGGACAUUGCCGCCCAGCCCCAGGACUCGAAGAUCGUUCCCCGGUAUGCUAACUUGGACUUCACCAUGGUUCAAAAGGCCAUCAUGGCCAAGAACUGUCUGCACGGUAUCAAGGUUUCUGAAGCACAGGGCGGUGGCGUCGCCGGCACCAUGUUGCGCCUGACGUACGAACCCAAGGUCAAGGCGCGCUAUUUCCGCGAUUGGAUAUUUGGCCACCCCAGGAUCCUCAUUCCCGUUCUUAUUGCCAUCAUCGGUGCUUUCACUGUGGCUGUCUUCGAUCCCAUCCGGACUUUCUUCGUCAAGGCGCACAUCACCAAGUCUCUCAGUUUAGGCCACAACAAGAUCUACCAGUGGUUCAAGGCUCAGACUAUGGAUAUCCUGUCUUUCCGCCGCGAUGACGACGACGAUGCCGGUAUGGAUGUCGUGUGGGAUGACCGCAAGGACAACAUCGAGCAGAUUCGGACUUGGCUUAUGGAUACCGCCGACACGUUUAUCAUCGUCCAAGGGCCCCGCGGCUCUGGAAAGAAGGAAUUAGUUGUUGACCAAGCGCUCAUGUAUCAGAAGCAUAAGUUAGUAAUCGACUGCAAGCCCAUCCAGGAGGCCCGCGGCGACAGCGCUACGAUUGCUGCGACGGCUGCGCAGGUAGGCUACCGGCCCGUGUUCUCAUGGAUGCACAGCAUCAGCGGUAUGCUCGAUCUGGCAGCCCAAGGCGCAACCGGCGUCAAGGCUGGAUUCUCAGAAACCGUCGAAACUCAGCUGGCAAAGAUUCUGAACAACACCGCGACGGCCCUCAAGUCGAUAGCUCUGGACAACCGCAAGAAGGACGACAAGGACGCCCAUCUCAGCGACGACGAGUGGCUCGAGGUGCACCCUGAGCGAAGGCCCGUGGUCGUGGUCGACAACUUCCUUCACAAGAGCUCGGAUGGCGACGUUGUCUACGAGAAGAUCUCCGACUGGGCUGCCGGUCUCACGACGGCAAACCUCGCGCACAUUAUCUUCCUCACCAAUGACUUCUCCUUUACCAAGUCGCUGAGCAAGGCUCUCCCCGACCGCGUCUUCCGCCACAUCUCUCUCAGCGACUGCACGCCCGAGGUCGCCAAGCGCUACGUCAUCAGCCACAUUGACGCCGAGGACGAGGCCGACGCCGACAAGGCCGACCCCAACCAGAAGCACCUGACGCCGUCUCAGCGGCGCGAAGAUCUCAUCGAGCUCGACGACUGCAUCACGGCCCUGGGCGGGCGCCUGACGGACCUGGAGUUCUUCGCGCGGCGCAUCAAGACGGGCGAGACGCCGAAGAAGGCCGUGGCCGAGAUCAUCAACCAGUCAGCAUCCGAGAUCCAGAAGAUGUACCUGUUCGGGCAAGACGAGACGAACCGGCGAUGGACGCCGGAGCAGGCGUGGCUGCUCAUCAAGCAGCUGGCGGCGGCUGAGACGCUGCGCUACCACGCGGUGCUGCUGAACGACACGUUCAAGGCGGGCGGGGAAAAGGUGCUGCAGGCGCUCGAGCAGGCGGAGCUGAUCACAAUCGUGACGUCGGCCGGCCGCCCGCACAGCAUCAAGCCCGGCAAGCCCGUCUACCAGCCCGCGUUCCGCCGCCUCGCCGAAGACCGCGUCCUCCGCGCGCGCCUCGACCUCGCCAUCCUCAAGGAGCAGAGCAAGCUCGAGAGCGCCGAUAUCGACAAGUACGAGAAUGAGCUGAAGCUGUUGGCGGAGCUGCCGAAGCAGCCGGCCGAGGUCACGCCUAGGGUGCGCUGGCUGCUGAAUAAGAUGAUGGCGAGCCAGGCCAAGAUUGAGGGGUUUGAGCGCGAGAUUGCGGCUUGCAAGGAUGUUUUGAGGAAGGAGUUUUAAGGGUGGGAUGGUGUGUGUAUUGAUUACGGGGGGUGAAGAGGAGGGCUCUAUACUCUGCAUUGGCAAUGUGUGUACGCUUGGCUUGUACAUGUACGUAGAUUUGGUAUUGAAGUUAUGUUUUAUG